ACAUAUACAGUGGGUCUAGUUAAACUAAAUGAUAAUACCAAAAGACACCUGGAUUCCAUGACAAAGUCCAUAGUUGAACUAUUUGCAAAUGAGAACAAUACAAAAAUUGAGUUGCCUUCUUCAUGGGCUUUAAUGGAGCAGUUAUUAUAUGAAGGAACCUGGAAAGUUUUGCCCCUUAGUGAAAUUUGGAAGCUUAAUGCAUCCCUUCCCCAUGAAUACCAAAUUAAAAGUGAUGAGGAAAUGUCUAUGUUCUUAAAAUGUUUCCAUGACAAUGGCCUUCUUUUAUACUAUAAUGAAGAGAAAUUGAGGGAACAUGCAGUACAUGACAUUCAGUGGUUUGCUAAAGCUUUCAGCAAGAUUAUUGCUGACAAAAACCAUAUUAAUGAAGACUGCAAAACGAUAUUGAUAACAGAAUGGAAAUCCUUUAACAAAACAGGGGAACUUAAAGAUAAAGUGAUAGAUGCUCUAUGGAAAGAUGAACCCUCAUAUCUGGAACACAAAAGUGAAAUAAUGUCGUACAUGGAGAAGCUUCAAAUGCUGGUACCUUUGGACACUUUUGAGGCUGUAUCGGAAAGCGACAUGUCAUGGUAUGUCCCAUGUAUGAAUAAAAAGCAGUUUAAGUCCGACUUUUGCGAGGGAAGGUGGGAAUGCUCCUCCAUUUUAUGCUUUCGGUUCACUUCUUUUGCCAUGUUUGUGUUCUACAGACUGGUAGCAUAUUGUAUGAGUUCUCUAAAAUGGAGUGUUUCAAAAGACAAAGACAAUGAAGGAAGUCCUUGUCUUUAUCAAACGGCAGCAGUGUUUGAUCACAAUGAACACACGGUCGUUCUUGGCAUAUGCAAUGACGAUAUACAGUUGCAAGUAUUGAGAAUCACGCCAUUGUCUAUAAACAAACACGUAUCAAAUGAAAUUGGAGAAUCCAUUGAAAAAGCCAUAGAAAAACUGACAGAAACAUUCAUUGGCACAAAAAUAUUCCACAAAGGAUUGAAAUGUCAAAAAAUUAUUUGUGAUGAGAAAGAUUUAUCUUUCACUCUAGCAAGUGAGCUCUCCAAUAUCAAAACCGAAAAAGAAAUACAGUGCAAGUGUCAUAUUCUGGAGAAACAUGUGAUAAAUGUUCAAAGGACUCUGAGAUACUGGGAAAAGGAACACCAAGAAGAGAAUAUAAUUGUUGAAGAAUCCGGUCAAACAACUGAUUUGAUUUUGAAUGCGAUGUCCAGAAAACUUCAUGGGAUUCCAUCCACCUUCAUGCUUGCUCAGAUUUUUGAAGUCCAUAUAAAAGAAACUUCCAAUGUUGAAGAGGAUAGAUUUAGAAUUCUCUAUAAAUGGAAAUGCAAAAAUUCAGCCCUGGAUCACCUAAGAGAGUUGGAGAGAAUUUUGCGUGACGCUGGAGACGGUGAAGCAGCCGAUUAUAUUGGGACUUUUCAAGUGUCAGACUUUGAAUGUAGUGAUAUCUCCAUACCUGCACAGCCUGUUUCAGAGGCUGACUUCGAUAUAUUAAAGGGAAACCUUUCAAAGGAUUACACUCAUUUGGUGCGAUUUUUAGGUCUGCCGCAUGUAUGUAUAGAACAGCUCGAGGAAGACAUGACAUUUGUUAAAGAAAGGAUACAUAAAUCAUUCAUGAUAUUGAAAGAAAGACGUCCAAAUUUAAGCCGUAAGGACAUAUGUAGAGGUUUGAAGUUCAUAGAACGAAGCGAUAUCAUUGAUUUGCUGAAUAAGCAUUGGGAAUUUAAAUAGGACGCAAAAGAUAUGGAAUCGCAUAUAUAUAAAAUUCGGUAUAUUACAUUUUGUAAGGACCCAUUGCAUACCUGUGUAGAGCAUUCAUAGAGAUAAUUACUGAUGAUUAGUUAUAUCAUAUACAUGUAUAUAAACAUAAACUAGGCGGGACACACAGUCCGUAUGCCAGACCAUCGACUCCCCAAGAAACUUAACUUAGGUGAACUACUUGAAGGAAAGCUUGCCCCGUGGUGCCCCCCAAAAAUGAUUCUAGGACAUCCUAAAGGCAAACUUCAAGGCAUUCAGUGUCAACCAUGACUCACUGGAAGUUGCAGCACAAGUCAGGUGUGGGUGGAGAGCCGCAGUUCACAUUG
This is a messenger RNA of Saccostrea cuccullata (small rock oyster), 2084 nucleotides long. RefSeq lists its product as uncharacterized. The record is from RefSeq and is a predicted model, not a curated record. The transcript is spliced from 3 exons. NCBI's taxonomy places the organism in Eukaryota, Metazoa, Mollusca, Bivalvia, Ostreida, Ostreidae. The coding region runs from base 58 to 1731 and encodes 557 amino acids.